AUGAAUCUUUUCGCUGCAUGCCGGACUGAGGCAUUUUCGGACAGCGUGUACAAGCGCCCGUGCCGUCGCGGCAACCCGGGUGCCAUGACCCACCAGAUCGUUCCAAGUUUCACAGAGUACCAUGGGCAGGGCAAGGGUUUGGCUUGA
Messenger RNA from Plenodomus lingam JN3, 147 nucleotides. The record is from RefSeq and is a predicted model, not a curated record. NCBI's taxonomy places the organism in Eukaryota, Fungi, Ascomycota, Dothideomycetes, Pleosporales, Leptosphaeriaceae.